This is a messenger RNA of Oncorhynchus gorbuscha (pink salmon), 1636 nucleotides long. RefSeq names its product cell division control protein 42 homolog. The coding region runs from base 59 to 634 and encodes 191 amino acids. The transcript is spliced from 6 exons. The record is from RefSeq and is a predicted model, not a curated record. Gene Ontology annotation, molecular function: GTP binding; GTPase activity. Gene Ontology annotation, biological process: modification of synaptic structure; small GTPase-mediated signal transduction. Lineage: Eukaryota; Metazoa; Chordata; Actinopteri; Salmoniformes; Salmonidae. Gene Ontology annotation, cellular component: dendritic spine.
GCAGAAGUGGUCUAGUCAAACCCGGAUGUAACCAACGCCUAAUUGCCGGAGAAAAACGAUGCAGACAAUAAAGUGUGUAGUGGUGGGGGACGGAGCUGUAGGAAAGACCUGUCUACUUAUCUCCUACACAACCAACAAGUUCCCCUCAGAAUACGUGCCUACGGUGUUUGAUAAUUAUGCAGUGACGGUGAUGAUCGGAGGGGAACCCUACACACUUGGGCUUUUUGACACAGCAGGUCAGGAGGAUUACGAUAGGCUGCGACCUCUCAGCUACCCACAGACGGACGUCUUCCUCGUCUGUUUCUCCUGCGUCUCACCCUCAUCCUUUGAGAAUGUCCGAGAGAAGUGGGUUCCAGAGAUCUCCCAUCACUGUCCUCGUACACCCUUCCUGUUGGUGGGCACCCAGGUGGAUCUGAGGGACGACAGCAACACUGUGGAGAAGCUGGCCAAGAACAAACAGCGGCCCCUGUCCCCUGAGAGCGGAGACAAGCUGGCCCGGGACCUCCGGGCCGUCAAAUAUGUGGAGUGCUCUGCCCUCACGCAGAGGGGGCUGAAGAAUGUGUUUGACGAGGCCAUCCUGGCAGCUUUGGAACCUCCUGAGACUAAACCCAAGAAACGCUGUGUCCUGUUAUAAAGGGAGGAGGAGAGAAGGAGCGGUAGAGGGGCAGGGUUAAGAAUAGGCGAGUUGGUUACAAAUAAGAGAAGCAGAUCAACAGCUUGAAAAAGGACAAAAAACAGUGAAAAGGAAGGAGAUGAAAUGGCAUCGAGACUCCGAUACAUUCAUGCACUGUGCCUUCUUAAUAUGUAUUGAAAAAUGGAGAGGAGAGCGAAAUUUGGUCUUUCAAGUAAAGAAUACAAGAGAACUUUCAUCUAGUCUCCUUCUCCAGAUACACUUUAGACAUCUGAAGUGUAUACCCUAACAUUACUUCUGUGGGGCGGGCUCUCCUACCCGCCCGUCAUGUUGCCUUUGUGCCUAGCUUAAAUUAAAUAAAUGCCUUGGGGAAACACUUCAUUGACAUUUUCUUUUGUUGCUACUUUGAGGAGGGAGGGAGAGAACACAAGAUUUGUUUCCACUCCCGACCAGGCUAGCAUGCUGGAAUGGUCACUUGUCCUUUUGUUGCUACUUUGAGGAGGGAGGGGGAGAACACAAGAUUUGUUUCCACUCCCGACCAGGCUAGCAUGCUGGAAUGGUCACUUGUCUUUUUGUUGCUACUUUGAGGAGGGAGGGAGAGAACACAAGAUUUGUUUCCACUCCCGACCAGGCUAGCAUGCUGGAAUGGUCACUUUUUCUUUUGGGACACAACAAGUGCAUUUUCGCCUCAGAUUUUACUGCCUUCUGAAGGCAACACAGAACUGAAUAUAUAUUAUUUUUUAUCUCUUUUUGUGUCAUGUAUGAUGUAUUAAUUUGAUAAUUUUCUUUUGGGAAAUUCUUUGCAUAUAUUAUAUUCUUUUGGGAGUAAUUAAAAACUUUUUUUUGCUUGACUACCAACUUGAUUGUGAUUGGUUGAUAGUAUAACACAUUAAGCUGUACUAUUUUGAUAAUAACAAUGAUGGUGAGAUUAUAACCUUUUCCUAGUCAACUUCUGGAUGUUUGUAAUUGCAGAAUGUUUUUAAUAAAAUAGUAACUGACACAGUU